AUGAUGAAAAAUAGAAUGCUAUAAUCUCUCCAAUAGAAGGUUGUUUAUCAUUUUGAUGAUAAUUACAAUAAGUUUUAUAAGGAGAAGAAUGAGAAUUUGGUAUUUUUUUAAGUUGAAAUUCAGAUCCAUCCUACUUACACAUCUAAACAUUUUAAAGUGUCAUCAAGUUCAAUCGUUCAAUACUUGGAAGAAAAGAAGAUGGAACACAAGAUCUAGGGAAAGUAUGUACAAUUAAGAUAUUGUCCAUUCUGUCCGAAACAUAAUAUAGAGAAUCCAUCAAACUAGUUUGUUAUGGGAAUUAAUUUGGAGAAUGGGUCUUAUAAUUGUUUUAGAGCAACUUGUUAAGCAAGAGGAUCUUGGUUUGAUUUUAAGAACUUUAUGAAUGGGAAUCUAAAUAGUUCACAACAAUAGAAUUAAUAGAGUGUAUAGCAGCCAACUUAGAAGUUGAAUAUAUUUGAAUAUCACUAAUAUUAUGAGAGAUUAAAGUUGUAAGAACCAAAAAUAGUCUAUGACUAUUUGAUAGGGGAUGAUUGGGAAAAUAAUUAAAGAGGAAUUAAGGAUGAUGUGUUAAAAUUGUAUCUGAUUGGUAUUGAUAUAACUGAAAUCUACGAUCCAUAGUAGGGCAGUUACGUUUAGGCUCCCCUUAUAUACUUUCCUAUGUUUCGAUAUAGAAAUUAACAUGAGAGGAAUAAAUUGAUGCAGAAAGCUUUGAAGUAGAAAAAGGAUGAAGUGUUGGCUGAAUAGGUGAUGAGUGAAGAAACCAAAUAGAAUAUUAAAUCACAAUUAGAUAACUAAUUUGACAAUUUAUAGUAUGAAUUGGUGAGUUGUAAGAUCAGAGCAGCCGGAAAGGAUUUGAAGCAUAUUCAAAAGAUCGAACCUAUGAAUGCAGCUAAAGGAAUAUUUGGAAUGCAUUUACUAAAAUAAGAUUCUACUCAGGUGAUUUUAACAGAAGGAGAAUUUGAUGCUAUGGCUGCUUAUUAAAUGACAAAUAUUCCUGCUAUAUCAUUACCAUAUGGUAUCAAUCAUAUUCCAGCCUAUCUUAUUGAAUGGUUGGAUUAAUUUGAGAAAUUGAAUGAUAUUAUAAUAUGGGUAGAUGAUGAUAAUCCUGGAAGAAUCAAUUCAUAGAAGAUUGCUCGUAAACUUGGUAAUGCGAGAACAAGAGUGGUCUAACCAUCUUUACUUGAUCCUCAUGACUAUCCAAAAGAUGCAAAUGAUUGCUUAAGAUUCUAUCCAGAUAAAGUCAUGACUUACAUUGAUCAAUCAAAAUGUCUAUUAAAGAAGAAUAUCACUUAGUUUACUGAUUUUAAAUAAUUGACCAAAAAUAGAAUCUUAAACUUUGAAUUGUCUAAAGGAACUCAAUCUUAAACUUUUACAACCUAUAAUAAUACAACUAAAGGAUUGAGAACUGGAGAAUUCACUAUUUUGACUGGACCUACUGGUAGUGGUAAAACAACCUUUUUGAGUCAGCUAUCUUUAGAUUUCUGUAAAGAAGGCAUAACAACACUUUGGGGUAGUUUUGAAAUUAAGACUGACAGAUUGGCCGAACAUUAAUUAUUGCAAGCUUAUAAGACAGAUUUAAUUAAACAAAAGGAUUUGAUUGAUGUAGCAGUUCAAAAAUUUGAAAAUGAAAUGCCAAUUUAUUACAUGAAUUUUUAUGGGUCAACAGAUCUAGAUCAAAUUAUUGAUACAAUUGAAUAUGCAAUAUACGAAUAUAAUGUAACUCAUGUUUGUUUGGAUAAUUUGUAAUUUAUGAUGGGAACUUAAGUCGGAGGAAAUAGGAAAUUUGAUUUUCAGGAUGAAAUAAUAGAAAAAUUCAGAAGAUUGACUAGUAAUAAUGAUAUCCAUUUAACUUUGGUCAUUCAUCCAAGGAAAGUUGAUGAAAAUGAGGAUUUAACUAUUGCAUCUAUUUUUGGUUCAGCUAAAGCCACUCAAGAAGCUGACAACGUUUUUAUUAUCUAAAACAGACCUAGAUAUAGAGUGUUCGAAAUUAAGAAAAAUCGAUAUGAUGGAGAAGUAGGUAGAGUUGGAUUAGGUUUUGAUUCUAAUGUGAAGUCAUUCUUUGAACUUACAUCUGCAGAAGUCAAAGAAUUAAAUGAAGAAAAGACUACUAUAUUAGAUAUUAUUAAUAAAAGGAAACAAGAGGGCAGACAUUUUAAAUAAGAGAUCACUAUUAAUGAUAAAAACCCUAAUAAUGAUGGUGGAAAUAAUGAAGGGGGAUCUCCAAAUAAAGGAGGAAAUCAUAAUAAUAAUCCAAUCAAUCCUAAAAUAUCUAAAAAAGAUAAUUUGAAUGCUCAAAAAAUAAGAUUAGAAAAUAUUGAAAUUCCAGAUCCAAAUAUUUUCAAAGAUCUCAAUGAUGAUGAAGAGGAUCAAAUGGCUUAAUUAGAUAAAAUGACUUUACAAUACGCAAAUCAAGAAAUAUCAGAAAUUAUCCUAAAUGAAAAACCAGUGAAAUAGGCUUUGGAUGAAAUUGAAGAUACUGAAAAAAUUGCUAAGGUGGAAAGUUUAAUUGAUAAUUCAUUUGUAGAAAUUAAUGAAAAAAAGCAAGUCCAUCAGGAUAGUACUCCAGAUGCUUAGUUAAACUAAGGUAAAAUGAUUAGGGAAUGUUAAAAAUGCAUUGACCCUUCUAAUGACUAUCUUGAAAUAUGGAAGUUUGACCAAGAUAGUGAUUAUGGAUUACAACCAAAAAUUGGAUAAUAUGAACCAAAACAGGAAUAAUAGGCUUAGCCAGAUAAUAAUUAAACUCAAUCUAAUUAUAAUGAAUUUGCAUUAUUCAAUUCUGAUCCAUUGAAUAAGUUUGCUGCUCAAAAAAUUAAUAAAGAACUAGAUUAAAUUUCAUAGAGAGAUGAAUUCUAGCCUGUUGAUGACCAAAUAGAACUCUCUAACUAAUAUACAAAUUCAAAGAGCAAAUCUAAAAGGGCUUCUUUUAUUCACGUUGGAUCAAAGAAGCCUUCUAAAUAAUAAUUAGAUUUAUGAAGAUUAUUUAAUAG
Paramecium tetraurelia is the source of this 2987-nucleotide messenger RNA. RefSeq lists its product as uncharacterized. The transcript has 6 exons. Gene Ontology annotation, biological process: DNA replication. NCBI's taxonomy places the organism in Eukaryota, Ciliophora, Oligohymenophorea, Peniculida, Parameciidae. The record is from RefSeq and is a predicted model, not a curated record. Gene Ontology annotation, molecular function: zinc ion binding; 5'-3' DNA helicase activity; ATP binding.